AAAGCACCAUUGUUUUCUGAUGCCAGUAUGGAAGUCAAAUGUGAAAAUCCGUAUAUGGCAUCUCUAUUCAAAUCGGACUCAACAAAAGACGCUUAUGAACCAUUUUCUGGAAAGUUUGUCUGCAAAGAACGACAAGCAAUUACUGGUAUAGAAGUUUGUUUCCCGGUCAAUUUGGAAUAUGUCGCUACCGAGUGCACAACUUUGCAAGAUGGUUAUGACAUUCAUAUAGAAGAAGAAACGUUGUUCCACAAUUCGCCAGAACGACCAGAGAAAGCAAUCUGUGACGAUAAACAAGCAAUGAUAUCAUUGCAACUUAAAAAGGAAGGCAGAGACGUCAAAGUAAUCAUAGGAUGUGCAUCUAUCAUAAAGAAAUGAUUGAUUGCCCUGCUUCGAAUUACCAUCCGUUUUGCGUCAAUAUUACAUGAGUAACAGAUUAAAAACUUUAACGUGAUUCAGCUAAAUUAUUAUGUCUGUGGAUCACGAUACCAUUGUUUAAGUAUUUUCUUAGAAUAGCUUUUGAAAUUUCAAAUGUCGCACAAUUUUUUAAUCAUUAUUUAACUCUUUGAAGACCAUAACGCCCCAGACAGCCUUUCAUUCAAGCGACCACAACCGCCCAAAACGGCCGAAAUUCCGAUGUUGUUUUCUUCCCUCCCCUAAGGUAUGCAGUAGCAGGUGCAGUUCCCCCAAAUGCAUUGUAUCAGUUUAUUACAGACAGCUUGUCCUAAAAGGAUUUAUUUGUGGUUUCUUAUCUUUAUUGGUUAGGAAAUAGACAGGAUGACAUUUGAAAUCGUCACUCUUCUUUGUGCGUUAAUGGACGGGGAGGGAAGGAAAUUACUGUGACUCUCGAAAACCUUUUCGGGCGGUUCGGUAUUUUAUGAGUACAGGUUAACGAAAACUUCGAUUUUCAAAGAGUUAAUUAUAAUCUUAGAUCUUGGCAAACACCUUUCUGCAACUUUGAAGAGAACAAUCCUGAAGAAACUAAAAAGUUCUUUUGUAUGUUAAAAAUCUGUAUCGGACGAAAUGGUUAACAAUUGUUUUCAUAAAGCUUUCUCUUUCAUCAUGCACCAUUUUCUGAUAUUAAACAUAUUUAUAAAAUGAUAUAUGAAAGUCAUUCUAUUACAAUGUCUAAAAGAGCACUAAUUAAAAUUCAUGAUACAUU
Molecule: messenger RNA, 1159 nt
Organism: Stegodyphus dumicola
Lineage: Eukaryota; Metazoa; Arthropoda; Arachnida; Araneae; Eresidae
Source: RefSeq, a predicted model, not a curated record